CAACCACGUCAUUCCCCGGCCUCUCGGCCCUCCGCUGCUCCAACUCUGCUUCCAUGGAUCACUCCUGUAUUUGAGCCCCGUAGCGCCUCGUGCGUCUCCACCUGCCCACGCAUGGACGCUGGCUGCACCGUGAAACCUCGCCCGCCGAGUACCCAUUGCCCCUGCCCGGGCCACGUGGGGACCCACCUCAGGAAGAGUCUCCAGCCUGGGGUGGGUGGUCGGGGGCACACUGCAUGGCCUCUUCCGGAAAGGCCCGGCAGACACGGGGUCGCCCGCGAUCAACACACAACAAGGAGGGGCCACGGGUUAGGGCCCCAGAGCGCGUGGCCAGGUCCAGGACUGGGGGUCCCGUCUCCCCUCGCCCAGCUCCUUCCGGCUCAGAGUGGCCUCCCCCAUCCCCUACCCAGCCCUCGUUCUCCAGCCUCCCUCUCGCCCACGCAGAUCCUUCCCCCUCUGGUCCUUCCCUCUCAGUUCUUUCCCCACGCAGAAGCUGCCACCUCCAAUCCUUCCUCCUCUGAUCCUUCCCCCUCUGAUCCUUCCCCCUUCAGAGCCUUCCCCCCUCAGAUCCUUCCUCCUCAGGUCUUUCCCCCUCAGGUCCUUCCUCCUCAAGUCCUUCCCGCCUCAGAGCCUUCCCCUUCAGAUCCUUCACCGCUCAGAGUUUCUCCUCAGAUCCGUCCCCCUCAGAUCACUCCGCCCUCAGAUCCUUCCCCCUCAGAUCCUUCCCCGCUCAGAGCCUUCCACUCUCAGACCAUUCCGCCCUCAGAAUUUUUUCCCCCUCAGGUCCUUCCCUCCUCAGAUGCUUUCCCCUCAGGUCCUUCCCCUUUCACAUCCUUUCACCCUCAGAUCCUUCUGCCCACAGAUCCUAUCUCCCCUCAGAGCCUUCCACUCUCAGAUCUUUCCCCGUCAGAGCCUUCCCUCUCAGAUACCUCCGCUCUCCGACCCUUCCCACCUGGGAUCCUACCCCACUUGGAUCCUUCCCCAAGGCGGAGUCUUCCCCCCACCUCAGAUCUUUCCACCCUCGGAUCCCUCCCCCCGCGUCGGAUCCUUCCCCCUCGGAUCCCUCCCCGUACCCCGUUGGGGUCCCUCCCCCUCAGAUCGUUCCACCCUCGGACCCCUCCGCUCGGAUCCCUCCCCUCCACCCCACCCCCACCCGUGCAAUCCUUCCCCAUUGGAUCCCUCUGUCCUUGGAUCCCUCACCCCUCGGAUCCUUCCCCCACCACCCCCGCAAUCCUUCCGCCUCGGAUCCUUCCACCUUGCAAUCAUUCCACCCUCAGCUCCUUCCACCCUUAGAUUCUUCUCCACGCAGAUGCCUCCACAUUAUUUGUACUUGAGUGGCAGCAGCUGGGCAGAAGCUCUGUGACCGCGGGUCCCUUGCUCCUGUUCCCGUGGUGCCCACCCACGCCUGGAACCCACAGCGGAGCCUGGCCACUGCAGGUUCUGGAGUCAAGAAGUCCAAAAUGAA
This is a messenger RNA of Nomascus leucogenys (northern white-cheeked gibbon), 1462 nucleotides long. RefSeq names its product vegetative cell wall protein gp1-like. NCBI's taxonomy places the organism in Eukaryota, Metazoa, Chordata, Mammalia, Primates, Hylobatidae. The transcript is spliced from 2 exons. The record is from RefSeq and is a predicted model, not a curated record. Bases 112 to 1290 code for a protein of 392 amino acids.